Lactuca virosa is the source of this 411-nucleotide messenger RNA. The record is from the annotation of a GenBank genome assembly. NCBI's taxonomy places the organism in Eukaryota, Viridiplantae, Streptophyta, Magnoliopsida, Asterales, Asteraceae.
AUGUAUUAUAAAACAAGAGGUGAUGUAGAGCUUCACUUGUUACAAAACGGUUUCACUCCUAAUUACACAACUUGGUGGGCACAUGGUGAAAGAAAUACGAUAUCUCAGCAUGAGGAAGAAUCUUCUAAUCCGAUGCAGGAUCCGAUGGAAGAUGAUGAUGAUGAUGAUGUUAAUGGGUGUACACAAAUGUUGAUGGAUAUAAUGGAGGAACUCCCGAAUCCAACUGCCAAGGGGUUCUAUGAUAUGUUGGAAGACGCUGAUGAACCUUUGUGGGAUGGAUGUGAAAAUUAUUCAAAAUUACAAGCUGCAACAGAGUUGUUGCAUUGGAAGUCAGAAUACAAUAUAUCUGAGGCUGCCUAUGAUCACAUACUUCCUAUAAUUAAGCGGAUGCUACCCAAAGGAGGCUUAUGA